Cynocephalus volans (Philippine flying lemur) is the source of this 3617-nucleotide messenger RNA. It is a transcript of the gene PYGB, whose product is annotated as glycogen phosphorylase B. The record is from RefSeq and is a predicted model, not a curated record. Bases 96 to 2627 code for a protein of 843 amino acids. The transcript is spliced from 20 exons. Lineage: Eukaryota; Metazoa; Chordata; Mammalia; Dermoptera; Cynocephalidae. Gene Ontology annotation, molecular function: glycogen phosphorylase activity; pyridoxal phosphate binding. Gene Ontology annotation, biological process: glycogen catabolic process. Gene Ontology annotation, cellular component: cytoplasm.
GCCGCAGUCCCGGGCGCCAGAGCUGCUGCAGCAUCCUCGGUGCUCGCGUCUCCUCGGCGCUGUGCUUCGUCUCCUCUUCCUCCUCGGCCGGCGAGAUGGCGAAGCCGCUGACGGACAGCGAGAAGCGGAAGCAGAUCAGUGUGCGCGGCCUCGCGGGGCUGGGCGAUGUGGCCGAGGUGCGCAAGAGCUUCAACCGGCACCUGCACUUCACGCUGGUCAAGGACCGCAACGUGGCCACGCCCCGCGACUACUUCUUCGCGCUGGCGCACACGGUGCGCGACCACCUGGUGGGCCGCUGGAUCCGCACGCAGCAGCACUACUACGAGCGCGACCCGAAGCGCAUUUAUUACCUUUCCCUGGAAUUCUACAUGGGCCGCACGCUGCAGAACACGAUGGUGAACCUGGGCCUUCAGAAUGCAUGUGAUGAAGCCAUUUACCAGUUGGGGUUGGACCUGGAAGAACUGGAGGAGAUAGAAGAGGACGCCGGCCUGGGGAAUGGAGGCCUGGGGCGGCUGGCAGCCUGUUUCCUUGAUUCGAUGGCCACCUUGGGCCUGGCAGCAUACGGCUACGGAAUCCGCUAUGAAUUUGGGAUUUUUAACCAGAAGAUUGUCAAUGGCUGGCAGGUCGAAGAGGCUGACGACUGGUUGCGCUAUGGCAACCCCUGGGAGAAGGCCCGGCCCGAGUACAUGCUUCCUGUGCACUUCUACGGGCGAGUGGAGCACACGCCCACAGGUGUGAAGUGGCUGGACACGCAGGUGGUGCUCGCCAUGCCCUAUGACACGCCAGUUCCCGGCUACAGGAACAACACCGUCAACACCAUGAGGCUGUGGUCUGCCAAGGCGCCCAACGACUUCAAGCUGCAGGACUUCAACGUGGGAGACUACAUCGAGGCAGUCCUGGAUAGGAACUUGGCUGAGAACAUCUCCAGAGUCCUGUAUCCAAACGACAAUUUCUUUGAGGGAAAGGAGCUCCGCCUGAAGCAGGAGUACUUCGUGGUGGCCGCAACCCUCCAGGACAUCAUUCGCCGCUUCAAGUCGUCCAAGUUCGGCUGCCGAGACCCAGUGAGAACCUGUUUCGAGACGUUUCCAGACAAGGUGGCCAUCCAGCUGAAUGACACCCACCCGGCCCUCUCCAUCCCUGAGCUCAUGCGGAUCCUAGUGGACGUGGAGAAGGUGGACUGGGACAAGGCCUGGGAAAUCACAAAGAAGACCUGUGCAUACACCAACCACACGGUGCUGCCCGAGGCUUUGGAGCGCUGGCCCGUGUCCAUGUUUGAGAAGCUGCUGCCACGGCACCUGGACAUAAUCUACGCCAUCAACCAGAGGCACCUGGAUCACGUGGCCGCCCUAUUUCCUGGGGACAUGGACCGCUUGAGAAGGAUGUCUGUGAUCGAGGAAGGGGACUGUAAACGUAUCAACAUGGCCCACCUGUGUGUGAUCGGCUCCCAUGCUGUCAACGGCGUGGCCAGGAUCCACUCGGAGAUUGUGAAACAGUCUGUCUUUAAGGAUUUUUAUGAGCUGGAGCCGGAGAAGUUCCAGAACAAGACAAACGGUAUCACACCCCGACGGUGGCUGCUGCUGUGCAACCCAGGACUGGCUGACGCCAUCGUGGAGAAAAUCGGGGAGGAUUUCCUGACUGACCUGAGCCAGCUGAAGAAGCUGCUGCCACUCAUCAAUGACGAGGCAUUCAUCAGGGACGUGGCCAAAGUCAAGCAGGAAAACAAGUUGAAGUUCUCCGCCUUCCUGGAGAGGGAGUACAAGGUGAAGAUCAACCCCUCCUCCAUGUUCGACGUGCACGUGAAGAGGAUCCACGAGUACAAGCGGCAGCUGCUCAACUGCCUGCACGUGGUCACCCUGUACAACCGGAUAAAGAAAGAGCCAGCGAAGGCCUUUGUGCCCAGGACUGUUAUGAUCGGGGGCAAGGCGGCUCCUGGUUACCACAUGGCUAAGAUGAUCAUCAAGUUGGUCACGUCCAUCGGUGAUGUUGUCAAUCAUGAUCCAGUUGUGGGUGACAAGCUCAAAGUGAUCUUCCUGGAGAACUACCGAGUGUCCUUGGCCGAGAAAGUGAUCCCAGCCGCUGACCUGUCACAGCAGAUCUCCACUGCGGGCACCGAGGCUUCAGGCACAGGCAACAUGAAGUUCAUGCUCAACGGGGCGCUCACCAUCGGCACCAUGGACGGCGCCAACGUGGAGAUGGCCGAGGAGGCUGGGGCGGAGAACCUGUUCAUCUUCGGCCUGCGUGUGGAAGAUGUCGAGGCCUUGGACCAGAAAGGGUACAAUGCCAGAGAGUACUACGACCGGCUGCCCGAGCUGAGGCAGGCUGUGGACCAGAUCAGCAGUGGCUUCUUUUCUCCCAAAGAUCCAGACUGUUUCAAGGAUGUCGUGAACAUGCUGAUGUACCACGACAGGUUCAAGGUGUUUGCAGACUAUGACGCCUACAUGCAGUGCCAGGCCCGGGUGGACCAGCUCUACCGGAGCCCCAAGGAGUGGACCAAGAAGGUCAUUAGGAACAUCGCCUGCUCGGGCAAGUUCUCCAGUGACCGGACCAUCACGGAGUAUGCGAGGGACAUCUGGGGCGUGGAGCCCUCUGACCUGCAGAUCCCGCCCCCCAACAUCCCCAGAGACUAGGUUCCCCACCAGCCGGGGACCAACGGGCAUUUGUUUUCUUGCUGUUUUUGUACUUCGUGCCAGUUUUAAAGCACUUUGCUAGCAGCUGGUGGUCCCUCCUUUUCUGAGAGGAGUGUGAGGAUUAAGGGGGUGGUUUUGAGUGAGUGGGGCAAGGAAAGGAGUUGCUAGUAGUGUAUGGCAUUCUCACGGUUACCUGCAAGGAAAGCAGAGUUCAUGGUGCAGACAGGUGCAUCUGGUCCCAGGGAGGGUGAACACAGGUGGAGCUGCUUGCUGGACUCCCCAGAACCUUGCAUGUGUCUUGCUGUGAGCUUAUAUCUUUAGUUUUAAGCCUCUGAAUUCUGGGUUAUGGGCUGGUGGCCCUGGUGAAGACUAGGGAUGUGUGGGACCUGGGCCACCAGCUGCAGAGCAGGGCCAAGCCCAGUGUUGCCCUAUUCUCCCUGCCGUGCUGGAAGGAGUCAGAUCCUACAGGCAUUGUCUUCACAGCUCUGUUCUCUCUCCCCUGUUCUGGGUGCUCUAUCUUGUGUUGUGGGUCAAGGAUCCAGAUAGGCCAUGUCCUUCGUAGCCAUCCUGGGUGAAUGUGCUUGGGACCCGGGACGAGUUGUGGGGGACAUUGGGAGGUUCCCUAUACCUGGUGUCUCAGAGGCCUUGGUUUAGACAAGGCUGGCUGAUGCAGAGUUAGCUGAUAGUUCGGAUGUUAUUGUCCCCCCAAAUCUCCAGUGUGGCAGUGUUGGAAGCUGUUUGAGUCACGGGGGUGGAUCCCUCAUGAAUGGAUUAGUGCUCUCCCUGGGGGAGGGGGGAUUAAUGAGUGAGUUCUCGCUCUAUUAAUUCCCACGAGAGCUGGUUGUUUAAAAGACCCUGGCACCUCCUCCCUCCCUCCCUCUCUCUCUCUCUCUCCCCCCCCCUCCUCCUCCUCUCACCAUGUGAUCUGCUUGUACCCGCUGGCAGCCUGAGGCCUGUGCCAGAUGCAGCUGUCCCAGAAUCAUAAGCCAA